AUGAACAGUUGCUUUGCUCCUGCUAAGUUUUUAAGGCGGCACUCGAAAGAGGUUUGGAAACCAUCCUCACUCAUCCAUCCAGCGCGCUCCAAUCAGCCUCCCUUGCGGAACUGCCCCCCUCUCCCAGGGCCUCCUUCCCGGUCCAGGAGUCCCUCUUCCCGCCUCAAACUUCCCGCAGACCCGCCCCGCGCCCUCCCAGGCUCGCCCGAGCCGCCGCCCCCUCCCCCUCCCGCCGCUCCCCACGUGCUGGGAGCCCGGGUCGCGGCAGGACCCACCCACCGGCUAAGUGCUAGCCAUUCGCGGGUCUCCUCUCGCGGCCCGGUCGGCACCAAGCUGAAGAGGCCGGGGCAGGGCCGCCGGGCCGGCGCAAGGAUGCGUUCUGCGGCCCCGGCCUGUACUCGCCGCUCACACGCCCCCUGCGCGCCGGGCCCGUACACCGCCACCGGCACUCACAGAGCCACCCGGCCUUCGCCCGGCCGCUGGGCCGCCGCCUGGGCACCACGCCGCGCCCGCCCUCCGCCCGGCCGGUUCCUGUCCUCUCUGCCACAUCCUGACCCGCCCGCCGCCCCCUUUCUUACCGGCGGGCUUGGCGGGGCGGAGGGAGCCGACUCGGGUGGACGGCCUCCCCCGCGCCCAGGCCCGGGAUCUCCGCCGCCGAGUCCUAGGGCUCCGGCGUCUCGGGAUGGAGUCUUGCCCUGUUGCCCAGGCUGGAGUGCUGUGGCUUGAUAUUGGCCGUCUACAACCUCCGUCUCCUGGGUUCAAGUGAUUCUCCUGCCUCAGCCUCCCAAGUAGCUGGGAUUACAGGAAUGGCAUCUUUCUUGCCACUCAGUUCUGGUAGAGAUUGAAUAUCUGACCAUGGGACAUCAAAUAACCAGGCAAUCUGAGAUGAGUGUCAUGAACUGGAUGUAUAUGAUCCCCAAAGCUCUAAAGUUGGACAUCAACAGCAAAACCCCAUUAUAAAGUGAUAGUGGUGUGAGAUUGAGCUCAAAGAGAUACUGAAUAUGUGAUUUGCAUGAAUUGAGGUUUAGACUCUCAUGACAUCUACUGUUAUUGCAUUGCUGCCUGUCCUUCAACUCACACUUCUGACCUCAUGGGGGUUCCCCCUGACUGAGGAAGAAAAAAAUUCAGGCCUGGUUUACAUAUGAUUCUGAGUGAUUUGCUGACACAGAUGAAGUGAAUUGAUGCAUAAUUAUGGCCCAACUCAGAGGUGGUCUGGAACGAUAGUAAGGAAACGAAAUACUUCUACUGAGCAGGACUUCAAGCAGUAUAUCCGUCUGCUUGCCCACUCCGCCUGGAAGGAGAGAUGGCCAAAACUAUGGAUCAUAUUAACAGUGGCUAGUGAUUGUCACUGGAAAUUCAAUGACUUGAAAGAUACACAAUUGGAGGAAUGAAGAUAAGGAGAUCUGGGCAAAAGGUAUUUAUUUGUAUGUGCCCCCAGAAUAAGCACAGAAUAUGAGUAUUUGUCUCAUGUGAAUUCCUACCAAAGGUCACUGACUGAAGAGUCUUGCGGUUACCAGCUAGACAAGAAGACCCAUUGUAUGCAUAGCAUUCAGCUUCUAGCUUCAUCUACAAGUGCUUCAUCAAGGGCUUAUGAACAAAGUGGCCUUGACAGCAGGAAUGGAGAUUACACAUGGGUUCAACAACAUGAACUUACUGUCAUCAAGGCUGAUCUGAUUAAUGCCACUGCUGAGUGCUUGCCUGGCCAGUAGCCUAGCUGAGCCUCUGAAAGAGCAGGAUUCCCCGGGGAGACCAGUUACCAAUCUGGUGGCAGGUUGAUUUUCUUGAAUAUACUGUCACUUUGGAUAAA
This is a messenger RNA of Pongo pygmaeus (Bornean orangutan), 1807 nucleotides long. RefSeq names its product basic proline-rich protein-like. The coding region runs from base 1 to 726 and encodes 241 amino acids. The transcript is spliced from 4 exons. The record is from RefSeq and is a predicted model, not a curated record. NCBI's taxonomy places the organism in Eukaryota, Metazoa, Chordata, Mammalia, Primates, Hominidae.